Drosophila navojoa is the source of this 924-nucleotide messenger RNA. RefSeq lists its product as uncharacterized. Lineage: Eukaryota; Metazoa; Arthropoda; Insecta; Diptera; Drosophilidae. The record is from RefSeq and is a predicted model, not a curated record.
AUGAAUGAUGGUGAAGAAUUAAUUGAAGAAUCAACUAGUGAACUUAGUGAAAAUAACGAUUCUUCCGAGGAAGCUAUGGAAAAUCAAGACUCGGAUUAUGGAGAAGAAGAGGCUACGGAAUCAAAUGGUGAUGCAAAUGAAGAGGAGCAAACGCAGUCAAUAAAUUAUCAGACAGCAUUACUUAGUGAAAUUGAAAAUUCCUCCGAGGGAGCUAUGCAAAAUCAAAGUUCGGACGAUAGUGAAGAAGAGGAAAUAAGUGAAGAAUCAACAGACCAUGAAAAUGAAGAACCCCCAAGAGAAAACGCAAAUUCUUCCGAGGGCGAUAUGGAAAAUCAAAGUUCGGAAUAUGAUGAAGAAGAAGCUACGGAUAUAAUUGAAGAAUUAGCUGGCGGUGAUGAAGAUGAAAAUGAAGAGGAGCGAACCCAAUCAAUGAAUUGUCAGACAGCAUUACUUACUGAAAUCGAAGAUUCUUCCGAGGGAGCUAUGGAAAGCCAAGGUCUUGUCGAUAUUGAAGAAGUUGUAGGAGAGGCUAAGGAAAAAAUUCGAUACUCAACUGGUGAUGCAAGUGAAGAGAAUCCAACUCAGUCAAUGAAUCGUGAACCAGCAGCCCUUAAUGAAAAUGAAAAUUUGCCCGAGGGAGACAUGGAAAAUCAAAGCUCGAAAGACGAUAAAGAGACCACGGAAAUAAUUGGAGUGUCAAAUGACAUUGCAAAUGAGGAGGAGCCAGUCCAGAUAAAAGAUUCCGAGGCAGCAUCCCAAAGUGAAAAUGAAGAUUCUUCCGAAAGAGAUAUGGAUUAUGAAUGCUCGGACGAUUGUGAAGAAGUAAAAGAGGCAACGAAAAUAUCCUUAGAAUCAAAUGGUGAUGCAAAUGAGGAUUCUGAGGUUGAAUCUACCGAUGAAGUUCAGGACUCUGAUGAAGAAUAA